AUUGCGCUGGUGUACUACGUCAUCAAUACUGUCCUAGAUCCUCGAUAGCGUGCAUGGAUACUGACCGGCCCACUUCUUACGGGACACAAACGCUGUUGGCGUGUUAAAUCGACAAGAUGGCCGCAGUGGCCGCACAACAGUCCUCCGAUGUCCACGCUGCGUAUAAGCCCCGCCGGACACAGGCCAUGCCCAAGAACUCGCUGUUUGGAACGUCCCUUGAGAUGAGGGAUGGGGAGGAGCAGCAUCAACAGGUGGCUGAAGCCGUCACUCCAUACGUCAGCGUCCGUCAAGAUAACGAUAUCCUUCGCCACAAGCGUGCUGACUUUGAACACCAGAAAGGUGUCGUCCGGAAGAGUCAGAGUGACCUGAAGUCUGCUGAAGACAAGGCCCUGACGUUUAGCCCUGACCCCCGAACUACAGGCACAGGUUCCAUGACGUCAGGUUCCAAAAAUGGUCAAAUGGACAAGGCGCACCAGUGGUUCACGCAGAAGGAUAUAGAGCACGCCAAAGACAUGAAUGUGGGAGGUCUCACUGCUACCGGAAGUUACAAUCGGGACAAAUAUGGCCGAAAACCUAAAGUGCAUUCUUAUAGCCAAAUGGGGGACAUUCUGUAUCCAGGGAUGGAAUUCACUCCCCGGCAAGGCAAUGACGUAAAUCAGAACGGCAAUUUUAGCAAAAAGAAAUCUCAGCCAAGUACCAACAUCACGAACGACCUUGAAGAGCAGACGACUGCAGGUCAAUCAGCUCCCCGCAGUGUCAUAGCGAUUCCUGCCAAUAUCCGGCACAAGUACGGCAGUAGUGUAUGCGAUGCCCUCUUCUCAGACGAAGUCACUGUGGCGGACAGCAUAGCUCGACAGGAGAAGCUGGAGGCUCCUGUUCAAAAUCGGCGUCCUGUGCAAGCGGGAGUGUUCAAGAAGAAUGACAACCCCGAGUAUGAUCUUCUCAGCAAUGCCACCCGACAGAACGUCUUCCCUGGUUACACUUCCGGGCAUAAAAUAAGUACCACGAAAACUGUGUACAAUGAUAAAAUUUUCUCUGAGCGAUACCAAGAUCCAGAGGAAUACCGAUACCAAAGGGACGAACUCAGUACUUGGGCAGAACACAAUGUCUUGCGACAGCGCAUGGGAAAACAGUGGGAUGAGUAUUUAACCAGUUUACCCAAGGCAGCUGUAAACUGGGAUCGGAGUGCCACGCGACCCGUUCCUGUUAAACCUGCAGCACAAAAACUAAAACCUAAACCAAAGCCUAAAAAUAAAACGAAACCGGAAUCAGCUGUUGAGAAGCCUGCCACGCCCUUAGAAAUAAUAGAGUUUAAGACCCCUCCUAUAACCCCACCCCCGGCACCGGCACCUGCACCCAUGCCAGAAAAGUUUCAAAAGGACGACGACUUUUGGAAUUUUUUUGAUCAGCCGGUGCCUACGUGAUGGUUUGUUUUAGUUUUAUAACUACCAGGGGUAAUUGUAAUUAUAUUUCCAGUUACUGUUUCACAUUUUAUAACUAUCAAGGGUAAUUUUAAUUAAAUUUCCUUUUACUAUUUCACUGUGGCUUGUCUUCUCCGGGUAUAUUGUUUAUUGAUAUUAAAUUGUAUAAGAUUGUUUCAUGUACUUGUUGGAAAUUUAUUAUUUUUAAUGUUACAUAGCAUCGAGAGAGCUCAGCCUCAAAUUACCAGCAAUUACCAAAAGAGCAUUACGUUUUCUUUCGUUAUAUUUUCCACUUUCCAGGAUAGAUAUAAUGGCCAAUGUUAGUAGAUUUUACUUUGUAUUACUUUUGUUACCACGUUUUUACUGUACAAAAAUAUGUAUAUCUACGCCAAAACAAUGUACAGUAAACUACGGUUAUAACGAACUCAAAGGGACUACUAAUUUUAGUUCGUUAUAACCGUAUUUCGUUAUAAGCAUAUAUACAGUAUAACUACAGCAUAUAGUCGGGACUAAAAAGUUAGUUCGUUAUAUCCGUUAGUUCGUUAUAAGCGUGUUCGUUAUAACCGUAGUUUACUGUAUUUAUGCACCAUGCAGUAUUAAGUGUAUCGUGUAAGUGUACAGGGCAUGUAUCAGUGUUAGUAUGGUUUCUUUUUGUAGAUCUCAGUUGUACGUUUAUAUGGAGUAUUAUAUUAUAUGUACCAUGCAUUUUUCUGUAUCAAUUUAUACGUUUUACUCUUGCUUCACUCUUUGUGUCUGGUGUUCUCCUGCUUCAUCGUCAUCACCACCGCAACACGCAGUUGUCUACCUUUUAUUAACUUGCAGAUAUGAAAGGUUAUAUUUAUGUUCUUGUUUAUAUGAGGCAAGAGUAAUUGUGAUUCCGAGCAUUUUCAUGAGGAAGAGUAUAGAUCGUAGGUUCUCGUUGAGUUUCGUUUUCAAACAUGUCCCUAUGCGUUUUGAGUACCGUCAUAUUUAAUCUUUGAACAUGUCCCCAUUGUCUUUGAACGUUUCCCGUCAGUCUAUUAAUUCGUCCCCAUUAGUCUUUAAUAUUAUCCUCAUACCUGUUGGCCCUUAAUAUCGCCCUUUUUUGUCUUAAAUCUCGGAACUCUUGGUCUCUAAUAUCGCCCUCUUCUGACUUAGAUCUAGUAGCUGUUGGCCUUUAAAUAUCGCUCUCUUUUCUCUUUAUCUCGUACCUGUUGGUCUUUAAUAUCGUUACGGCGAGAUCCCGCCAUUGACACUUACACAGAUCUGCAUGUAAUGCUUGCUGCGUAACCUGAGAUGCUCUGGUUAUAUUAAGAAGUAUUUAUUUUCAUCACAUGAAUAAUACCGUGUGAUGUGAGAACACGUUUAGCCCUCAUGACACAUAUAGUUCUGACGUUUUACAUACAAAAUGUUGUGGAAGAUGACCAUAGACGAAUCAAAGAGUGUCUACUAAUUAUUGUGUAUUCAACAUAUCUUCAUCGUAUUACCAAGCAAUCCGUGUCUUCGAUGCUGAUACAAGGAAAAUUCCAUGUAACAAAAAAGCCUUAUCAUUACCAGUUUGUAAGAAAAUAAAUACAAAAUCAUAUUGAGA
This is a messenger RNA of Haliotis rufescens (red abalone), 2991 nucleotides long. RefSeq lists its product as uncharacterized. The transcript is spliced from 4 exons. The record is from RefSeq and is a predicted model, not a curated record. Lineage: Eukaryota; Metazoa; Mollusca; Gastropoda; Lepetellida; Haliotidae. Bases 117 to 1424 code for a protein of 435 amino acids.